Molecule: messenger RNA, 1262 nt
Organism: Eucalyptus grandis
Lineage: Eukaryota; Viridiplantae; Streptophyta; Magnoliopsida; Myrtales; Myrtaceae
Product: exopolygalacturonase
Exons: 4
Coding region: 48-1262 (404 amino acids)
Biological process (GO): carbohydrate metabolic process
Molecular function (GO): polygalacturonase activity
Source: RefSeq, a predicted model, not a curated record
UCUUGGAAGUUCCAGCAACACCAAGGAGAGGGAGAGAGAGACCAAGAAUGCUCGUAGUAGAAAGGAAAAAGAUGGCAAUUAAAUCUUUCGUUGGUGCGCUCCUGCUGCUUCUGCUGUCUUUUUCUUCCACCAUCAAAGCUCAGGUCUUUCAAAUCGAGAAUUAUAAUGUAACGGGCGGUGGCAUACCAGACAUAACCCAGUCAUUGCUAGAUGCAUGGAAAAAGGCGUGUGCAUCCACUACUCGUCCUAAAGUGCUCAUCCCGGGAGGAACGUUUACACUAUCGGAGGUGGUCCUAGAAGGCCCCUGCAAGGCCCAUGUGGAAUUCGAGGUCCACGCCAGGCUUCUGGCCCCGCCAGAACUAACCCGCUUCAAGACCGACGGUUGGGUCGUGUUCCACAAUAUCGACGGCCUCACCAUGUUGGGCGGGACCUUUGAUGGCCAGGGCAAGAUGGCCUGGGCGCAGAACGACUGCAUCAAGAACAAGAAUUGCCGUAUGCUCCCCAUGAAUUUGAGGUUCAACGUCGUCAGCAAUGCCAUAAUCCACGAUGUAACCUCGGUCGACAGCAAGUAUUUCCACGUAACCGUCUUGGGCUGCAAGAACGUGACGUUCCAACAUUUCCACGUGAAUGCGCCGGGCAACAGCGUCAACACGGACGGGAUCCACAUCGGACGGUCGCUCGGGGUCAACAUCCUCGACACCGACAUCAAGACCGGGGACGACUGCGUCUCCCUUGGUGACGGGAGCCGGCAGGUCACUGUCAAGGGGUUGACCUGCGGUCCGGGCCAUGGCAUCAGCGUUGGCAGCCUCGGGAAGUAUGACAACGAAGAGCCCGUGUCAGGCGUCUUUGUCACGAACUGCACCAUCAAUGGUGCCACCAACGGCGUGAGGAUCAAGACAUGGCCCGCGUCGAAGAUCGGCAUAGCCACCGAUAUGCAUUUUGAGGACAUCCAGAUGAACAAUGUCUUCAACCCUGUGCUCAUAGACCAGGGAUACUGCCCAUGGAACCAGUGCCAAGCACAGAUUCCUUCCCUUGUUAAGAUCAGCAAUGUCAGCUUCAAGAGAAUCAGGGGAACCUCGGCGACCAAGGUCGCAGUGAAGAUCGCCUGCAGCAAGCGCAUUCCAUGCGAGGGCGUCGAGAUCGCGGACAUUAACCUGGUGUAUAAAGGCCCUGAUGGCCCCGCCACGUCGGAGUGUUCCAACGUCAGGCCUUUGAUCUCCGGCAUGCAAAACCCUCGGGCUUGUGCCAAGAUUGUGAGCUAA